GGCCGCCAGCGUCAAACGUUCAAGAAACGCGGCCGCGUGCGGAUGUCGGGACGGAGCGAACAAAUUGAAUAAGAGCCAAGUGGAGGAACGAGAGCGUAUCAGAGAAUCUCAAAAAUUGUUUCGAAAAUCCAAAGCAGAAAAAUAAUAAAUACACUCAGAAUUGAGUUCGGAAACGUAUUUCGAGUUCGUAAUCGUAUUCGAUGUGUUGUGCAUGUGAAAAGUGAAAAUGAAAAUGAGCAUUGGGAAUGGUUUUCCUUGACGUUCGGCCACGGUGUUUGUUGUAAAGCGGAAAAUCAAAUCAAAGAAAAAGAAAUACGAAAAGAAAGGCAAUUGUGAGUGAGAAACGGCUGUAUACAAAUAUACAUAAUGUCGAAAAUAUAAAGCUAUUUUUGGAAUAUAUAUUGGACAACGCUGAAUUGGAAAUAUAUUUUCACCGUCUUCAUCUUCUACUUUAACAAUUGGCAGCCUGUUGAAUUCAGUUAACCAGUUACUUCCGACCCAGUUAACAAUGUCAGCCAAAACGUCACCAUCGAAUUCACGUGAUGCCAACGUUUCGGGUACUGCCAGCGUCGGAGCGCCAAAUGUUGCAAGCGGCGUUGUUCAGAUUAAAAAGGAGCUGCCCAGCGAUGAGAUAAAGGAAUUCGCACAGCACACAAUGAACGAGCUGCUUGGUUGGUAUGGCUUUGAUGGCGUUGAUGUUGAUCGUUUGGAUCUAACGGCCAAGACGUCGCGUUUGCUUCAAAGUGCCGCUGCUGCAGCGGUGGCAACACAACAACAGCAACAACAACAACAACUACAGCAACAUCAGCAACAACAACAGCGCAGUAAUCACUUACGCAGCAGUCGCAGCUCAUUGGCAGCGACCUAUCACAACAAUAACAACAACAACAACAACAAUAGCAACACUAACACCAACAACAACAAUAACAGCAAUGGCAACAACAAUCGCAGCAAGUCAGGCAAUUUGAAUUGUCACAGCAACACAACAACACCCUCGGAUCACGACACCCGCAGUUCACGGGAGGACGACUCCAAGAGUCCCCAUUCAAUUGGCAAACCCGCUGCAACCUCACUCAUGACGUCACAUGCCGAGGAGAAAAUAGACUAUAACAACUGUUGCUGGUGUCAUCGGCCGAUUGCUGAGAAUGCGCCGGAUUAUCUGACGAGCACGGACGGACCUCGCUACUGUUCGGAGUCGUGUUUCACGCAGAGUCGUCGGGCGUCGUUCAAGAAGGCCAAGACCUGCGACUGGUGCAAGCACGUGAGGCAUGCGGUGAGCUAUGUGGACUUUCAGGACGGGGCAUCCCAGUUGCAAUUCUGCUCGGAGAAGUGUCUCAACCAGUACAAGAUGCAGAUCUUCUGCAAUGAGACGCAGGCGCAUCUCGACAUGAAUCCCCAUCUGCGAGAUCAGGGCAUUGAUGAUGGCGCUGGACUCAUCACUCCCGAUCUUUGGCUAAGGAACUGUCGCAGUCGCUCUGCCUCGCCAGCUUCAACCAUUUCGGUGUCACCCGGACCAGGAGUGGGAGCGGUAGCGGGAGCGGGAGCAGGAUCAACCACUGUCACCUCAAAGCGCAGCUCACCUUGUCACACACCACCGAAUCAUCCCAACAAACCUCUGAUCUCAGUGGCGCCCGUAUCCAAGCUGCUGGCGCAGAAGACUCCAACCAACUCCUGUGUGGUGGUGGCGCCUCCGACGUCGUCGUCCUCGCAGCUGCAGCGUCAUCACACGCACUCCGUUUCCAAGCCAGGUCGUCGCAAGCGUCCGCAUCGGGCAGCUGCUCCAACUGGCUCCGAAACGGUUGCCAAUCUUCUCCAGAAACAACAGCAGCAACAACAACAACAGCAGCCGGCUACAUUGAGUGCGGACUUCGCCGGUUCCAGUGUACCGUUAGCGCCGUUGUCGCCAUUGCCGUUGCAGGAGCAACUGCAGCAACCACAGCAACAGCAGCAGCAACAACAACAACAGCAACAACAACAACAACAACAUCAUCCACAGCCGCCUCCAUUGGGACGUCCACCUACCAGCAUACCGGCCAGUUACUUUGCCACGCCCCCUAAUGGAGUGUUGGGUCAUCCGUUUGGUGCUCGUCCACCGCCACAGGCACCGCAUCCCUUCCUGCCGCCACCGCCCGGCAUGUUGCCUCGGGGAUUUGGCGCCCACUUCGGACCGCCGCCAAUGCAACCGCAGAUGCAGAUGCCACAGAUGCCAGAGCUGCAGGGUGCACUGGGUGCUCUGCUGGGAGCAGCGCCUCCAGUUACUGUGAUGGUGCCAUAUCCGAUUAUAAUACCGCUGCCCAUACCCAUCCCAGUGCCAUUGCCCAUUGUGGAUUUCUACAAGGCGCAUUUGACGCCGGAGCAGCGCAAGCGUUUCGAUGAGGAGCGUGGCAGGGGCACAGGGGAGGAUCAGCCACAGCCACUGGACUGCAGCAAGGCCAAGACAGAGCUGGACAUGGAGGUGGAGGCGGAACAGGGGCAGGAGGAGCAGCAGGAGCAACAGGAGCUGGAAGCAGUGCAGGAGAAUGUAGAAGAGCUGAGAUCCAAACCAAAGACAACGCCAGCGAGAACGACACCAUCGCCAUCCAUAUCCACAUCGCCCACGACAGACUCAACAGGCACACACCAUGAGACGACGCACUGCAUCAUUGUGCACAAAGUGGAGCAGGCGGAGGGAGAAUCUCCGGGCAAUGCAAAUGAUUCAGUGGAGCUGGAGGCACAUAAACUGCCCAAGAUAAAGAUAACACGACUGCAAACGAAACGGACGCUUAUACAAACCAAAGACACAAACACGCCCACGGCCACGCCCACAUCUCCAGCAGGCGGAGUGGGAGGCGAUAGCAGUGCAACGGCGGCAGAAUGUAGUAGACCGUUGCGAAAGCGUAAAAGGAUUAUUGAUUGUGAUUUUCAGAAGAUUGCGCUGCGGGAACUGGAAACAGCUGAUGAGACCCACAACAGCAACAACAAGGAAGCGGAAGCGGAAACAGAAGAGAAAGUGUGCAAUAUAAACAGCAACAACAGUGCUAAAGCAAAAAAGUAGUAGAGCAUAGUGUAAGCAUUAAAGUACUCUUAGUAGAAAUAGUAGUAACUCUUAUAAAAUAGUAGUAUAUGCAUGUGUGCGUGCUGACUUAUUAAAUAAUAUUAUAAAUAUAAUCAUUAAUCAUAUGUAAUUGAUAUAAAUAGAAGUAGCACAAAGUGCAGACAAAAUUUGAAUUGAAUUUAAUGAAUAAAUUAUUAUGUACAUACAACAAGAAGAUGAAAUGUGUAACAUUUUGAAUAAACUAAUCAAAUUGGCAAAGUAACCUCUAAAUUGGUAAUAAGCGGUUAACAGUGCUCGCAACAUUACCUUAACAGCACAAGCGUUGCCAGCUGCUCGCAAUGAUCACUGCUACAAACUAAAUAAAGCUGACUGCUAUGAC
Messenger RNA from Drosophila innubila, 3413 nucleotides. It is a transcript of the gene Sobp, whose product is annotated as sine oculis-binding protein homolog. Bases 509 to 3034 code for a protein of 841 amino acids. Gene Ontology annotation, biological process: animal organ development. Gene Ontology annotation, cellular component: nucleus. NCBI's taxonomy places the organism in Eukaryota, Metazoa, Arthropoda, Insecta, Diptera, Drosophilidae. The transcript is spliced from 4 exons. The record is from RefSeq and is a predicted model, not a curated record.